This is a messenger RNA of Didymodactylos carnosus, 549 nucleotides long. Lineage: Eukaryota; Metazoa; Rotifera; Eurotatoria; Philodinida; Philodinidae. The record is from the annotation of a GenBank genome assembly.
AUGAUUUAUUCAAUAUUUACAUGUGUACUGCUCGCAUUUGCAUACGAUUGUUCAUAUUCAACGAUUUCGAAGCCACAUCUAGAAGAUCGUGAACAAUAUUUUGGAAACGAUUUUAAGUCACUAUUCAUGCGUAAAAAUUCAUCUUCAGCUACAACUAAAAGAACACUUUCGACAACAACGUUCUACAAGAGAAAUCAUAGUUUUACACUAAAUAUUCGUAGGACAGCUGGAAUCUUAGCUGGUGUUGCUGUUACUCUUGGUUUGCUACGUAUUUGUCUUGCGUUUUAUAAAAGUAAAUCAUGGCCCUCAAGAUUUGUUAAUCGGAGACGUCCAACUUCGUCACAAAAUACAGUUGGAUCGUCCAUUGCUGUUAUUGAUGUUCCUGCCCUACCAAAAUUAGAUUUGCCACCAAAAUAUGAGGAAGCAAUUGCCUUACAAAAUCGCAAAGAAUGGAAAUUGCCCUCAUACGAGGAAUUUCAAAAAUCGUCAGAAGAACCGACUACAUUAGAUACUAUCGGUAAUAAUUCAACAGUUACAACACUCCUCUGA